AUGGCGGCGCCGGGCGUUGCGGCGAGGACUGAGGCCGUCUCGCCGGCUGGAGGGGGCUUGGUUGUCAACUGGUCAGGUCAAGGAUUGCAAAAACUGGGUCCAACCUUACCCUGUGAUGCUGAUACUCACACUCUGAUUCUGGACAAAAACCAGAUAAUUAAAUUGGAGCACUUGGAGAAAUGCAGGAAUCUGAUGCAGCUCUCUGUAGCCAACAAUCGUUUGGUGCGAAUGAUGGGUGUAGCAAAACUGACUAAGCUCCGGGUGCUGAACUUGCCUCAUAAUAGUAUUGGGUAUGUGGAAGGGCUGAAGGAUUUGGUGCACCUGGAAUGGCUGAACUUGGCAGGAAAUAACCUUAAGGCCAUUGAACAAAUCAAUUCCUGUUUGUCUCUUCAGCAUCUUGAUUUGUCAGACAAUAACAUAGCUCAAUUAGGUGAUCUCUUCAAGCUUACGUCGCUGAAGACUCUGUUGCUACAUGGAAAUAUUAUAACUUCACUUCGCACUGCCCCUGUUUGCCUACCUCAGAAUCUGACUGUUUUUUCUUUGGCAGAAAAUGAAAUCAGAGACUUAAAUGAGGUUUCUUUCCUAGCCUCUCUUCGUCAAUUGGAACAGUUGUCAAUUAUGAACAAUCCAUGUGUGAUGGCCACACCUUCUAUUCCUGGCUUUGACUACAGGCCAUAUAUUGUCAGCUGGUGUCUGAACCUUAAAGUUCUUGAUGGAUAUGUGAUUUCUCAGAAGGAAAGUUUGAAAGCAGAAUGGCUCUACAGUCAAGGUAAAGGAAGAUCAUAUCGACCUGGACAGCAUGUUCAGUUAGUCCAGUACUUGGCUACUGUUUGUCCUCUUAUAUCUACGUAUGGUCUUCAGACUGAAGAGGAUGCCAAACUGGAAAAAAUACUGAGUAAGCAAAGGCUCCACCAGCGGCAGCUGAUGCAUCAAAACCAAAAUGAAGGACCACCUGCAUCUUCUACUCCCAACAAAACACUGCCAGUUACUUACGAACACAGCAGUCCAGCCCAGCCACCACAGAUAGUUCUUGAAAGUGAACCUGUCAUCCAGAAGAAUUCUUGGGUUGGACCAAGUGCAAACGAUGAUCAUUCCUAUGCAGUAAAGAAUACUUUUCUUCUUGAAAGAAGUUUUCGCAAGGAGCUAUACCUUGAAGAUAUACAGACAGAUGAAGACAAACUAAACAGCAGCCUUUUAUCCUCAGAGUCUACUUUCAUGCCAGUUGCUUCAGGACUGUCUCCAGUGUCUCCUACUUCAGAGCUGAAGCUACAUGGAAUCAGUUUGGGCCUAGAUGAUGAUGAUGAUACAGUGAUCGAAUGUGUGAGAGAUGUUAAUAGUGGAGAAACAGCUAACAAGCAAGAAGCUUCAUAUGUUACAAAAGAGCACUCCAACAGAGCAGUGGGAAGUGUGGAAACUCAAGAGGAUAUCAAAGAGGGUAUGCUGUUGUCCGCUCCUGAUCCAGUAACAGCUAGCCUGACUGCUGAUACUAGCAACAGUUCAGCAUCCUCUGAAGAACAAGUUCUGCAUAGUCACCCCAGCACCUCAGUAGGUGCUGAAUCGGGAAUUACAACUCUCUGUCCUGACCAGAUGGCAGGUGAAAGUUCUGAUUCGUUAGCCGCUGUUGAUGAAGGCGCAGCUGAACUGCAAAGAAUGACUAAAGCAGCUACCAAGCUUCAAGCCUGCUGGAGAGGAUUUUACACAAGGAACUACCAUCCCCGAGCCAAGGAAGUGCGGUAUGAAAUUCGACUAAACAGAAUGCAGGAGCACAUCAUUUGCUUAACUGAUGAAAUAGAAAAACUGAGAAAAGAAAGAGAGGAAGAUAAGAUUCAGAGGCUUGUACAGGAGGAAGCUGUCAGAUUUCUUUGGAACCAGGUUAAAUCUCUUCAACAGUGGCAGCUUUCGGUGACACAAAAUUUAGGUGCCACUUGGCAACCUGGGUUCCCUUCAGCCAGUGCUUUCGGUCCAUCCGAACCAUCUAUUCGAUCAUCCACACUUGAGCAAGAAACCUCACCAGAUGUUAGUUCUGCUUGGUUAGUUCCAGCUAGUGAUGUUCUUCAGGAAAAGUCUCUGUUGCAGUUCCCAGAUUCUGGUUUUCAUUCUUCCAUGGCUGAUCAGACUCAUGCUGGUGGCUUGUGUAGCUCUGAGAAGAGUUUAACGGAAGGAACGGAGAGCUCUCUUUCAGUGGAAACGGUCAAACAAUGUGGCAAUUCUGUUGCAGCGUAUUCUUCAGAUGUAGAGGAUGGCCAUGGAGAAUGUGAGCAAAGUAAAGAGAGCUCUAGUAACGAGCAGGACAACAGUCUAAUACAACAGUAUUUGAAAUCUGUUCAGCAACUGGAAGAGGCUGAUGAAGGGACAAAUUGCAAUGAUGAAACAGAGGGUAGCUGGCCACAAAUAGCUGUUUCAGCAGAAAGUCAAGAUUCUUCAUCUGACACUGUCUCUGUAGACCUCCCUCAAGAUACAUCUUCCCCUGCCCAAGGUGAAAUCAGUCAGACACCAGAAAGCUGCAAACUGAAUUCAGGAAUAGUAGAAGGGAAGCAAACAGACUGUGAUUCUUCGUUUCAGAUGCUGCAUGUUGGGAUAGCUGUAUAGUAGGCUCAG
Messenger RNA from Gavia stellata (red-throated loon), 2598 nucleotides. RefSeq names its product centrosomal protein 97 (gene CEP97). Bases 1 to 2589 code for a protein of 862 amino acids. Gene Ontology annotation, molecular function: protein binding. The record is from RefSeq and is a predicted model, not a curated record. The transcript has 11 exons. NCBI's taxonomy places the organism in Eukaryota, Metazoa, Chordata, Aves, Gaviiformes, Gaviidae.